GGGUGGUCAGAAGUUCCAGGAAUGAGGGAGAGAAAGGUGGAAACUUAUGAAUGAAGGAACUUUUUGAAGCCGUUCAGUUCAAUUCCAAAAUUGAGAAGACUCAGAUGUAGGCAUAAAAUUCGUGAAAAGUGUCUAGGUGGAAGAAAUUUGAUGUGAUGAUCACAUAUUAAAGAAAAAAUAAUUUUUUGCUCAUGUAAACAGUGUAUCAAAAUCAUAUUUUGUAUAUUUGAUCUCGAAAAUUGCGUAUGGAUACCGCAGUAUUGUCAUCGUUGGCUGAUUUGGAUUCCAACUCAGAAGGAUCAGAUGCCGUCAACACGUCCUUGAACCAUUUUGGAACAAAUCUCUAUAUACCGCAAAAUAGUUUCCGAGAAACAGGAAAUGCAAUAAAAACGUUGUUUUUCUCUGAUAAACUUCAAGAGUUCACUGACAAGGAAUAUGAACGAAAAUAUAGUGAAAACGUGUACCACAUCAAAGUCCAAACCCAACCAGAUGUAGGAUAUUAUACAGGAAAAUUGUCAUCUGAUUUACAUCCAUCAGUGCGAGAAACCGAAAAUAAUGCUGCAUUUCUUCAAAAUGUGCAAUGCCCAACAAAUAAUAACGAUCUCGAGCGCAAAUGUUUAAGCUUCAGCGGAGAUCAGAUACAGUGUAUGUGCGAAGCAUUACAGCAACAAGGUGACAUAGACAAGCUUGCUUCUUUCCUAUGGAGUAUUCCUCAGAACGAAACGAUCGUCACCAAUGAAAGUUUGCUUCGAGCAAGAUGUAUGGUGGCGUACCAUCAGGAAUCGUUUCGUGAGCUAUAUGCCUUACUAGAAUCACAUUUAUAUUCACCGAAACAUCACUCGGCUCUACAAGAUUUAUGGUUUAAAGCUCAUUACCGAGAAGCGGAAAAGAUCCGAGGAAAACCUCUGUGCGCUGUGGAUAAGUACAGAUUGCGCAAAAAAUAUCCUUUGCCAAAAACAAUCUGGGACGGUGAAGAAACAGUAUAUUGCUUUAAAGAAAAAAGUCGUAAUGCCCUCAGAGACUGUUAUACAAGGAAUCGAUACCCAACUCCAGAUGAAAAGAAAACACUUGCGAAGAAAACAGGACUCACGCUGACACAAGUGUCCAACUGGUUUAAAAACAGAAGACAGCGAGAUAGAACACCACAAGCAAGGCCGGAUAUGCUGGUUCCUGUACUUCCAGUUACUUCGGCUCAAAUGGAUGGAAGCUACCAAAGAUUGUUCAAUGUUUCCAACUACGGUGGUCAUGCUUAUCAUGCAAGUGAUAUGUAUGCGACUCAGUGAACAAGAUUGUCGCGUGCUUGUACAGUGUAUAAUGUUAUGGAGCUAAAACAAAAGAGUGUAAAACUGCGCUAGCUGAUGCAUACCUUUCCUUCCUGAUCUAUAAGAAUUUACGGGUUAAGCGUCGCGAAAAGAUAAGUUGUGAUAAAUUGUCAUUUGGAUUCAUCAGCUAUUACCUCUGCCAAUGUACAUACUAAAUAUAUUAAGAAAUGAAAUAAAUUGUAUCGCAAACAAUGGUUGCAUAUUUUAUAAAUCUUUUACCGCGAUACAGUUGAAAUCGAUUAGAUAGAUAAUAUUAUGUAACUAGAUUUUUGAAUACGAAUUAAGCAUGUUAUUCUCCAGUCUCUUACUUGAAAAGAAUUGUAUAGAAAAAAUUUAUUUGUGGGCCCUCAACGUUUUUCUUAAAUUGUUUUUUUUAUAUAUAUUUUGAUUGUAGAGCUUUAACCUUGAAGCCAUUUGACCAGAAAUAUUUUCUGACCCAAAGUGCGGGGAUGUUGGGAAUCGAACUUAGGCGAGUUGCGUGGAAGGCAUCGAUCUACCGAUCACACUAUACCCAUCCCCCUUUUGAAUUGUUCACAAACUAACUUCAUUCACUUUAUUAGCUGUGUUUUGACGACGGGUGUUUUUACAAAAAUAAACAAACCGAGUUUCUUUUUUCUUCGUUGAAGGUUUCUAAACCGAGUUCCUCGCCACUGGAAAUGAUAAAAUUACACUCAGAUAUUUCUUAACCCUCAUCUCAUCAAAUAAUGAUUGGAAAAUAUACGAUAAUAUCUAGCACUGUUUUUGAGAAGGGAUUUUCCCGCUGUUGUGUUAAUUCUUACGAAUGCAAAAUCCACAAAUUCGGUGAAAAGUUUUAAAGGAAUAUCAAUUUUUAAAAGGUGUGGUAUCUCACCCGUAUGUAUCCAAUUCGUUCAUUUGUUUCUAAAAAAUUUUUCUUGUGCUGAGGGUUUGGCAACUUCUUUUCAGUAUGGAAGUUAGCUAAAGUUAUCCCUGUACUGAAAUCGGUGGAAGGAUCUUUCUUUUCCAAGAGCUAUAGGCGUACAUUCAAUUCCCUCCAAACUGUUUGAAAAAUAAAUUUUUGCAUUCAAUGAUAAGAAGGAUGUAUUCCUGGAAGAACAGAUAGAAUUCCUCAAUAGAAGAUCCAACAACUCACAAGGGUUAACAACGUCAUCCAGUGAAACAAAUCGGUAUCCAAAACGUCCGCCAUCGCGAUUUUGGAUAUUGAGAAGGCAUACAAAAAUGUGUGAAACGAUGGGAUAGUGUUCAAGUGGUUAUACAUGAAGUUGAAGGGGAAAAGUGGGCUGUGACUAAAUAAUUUAUUUAAGCAGUUUAUACAAAUUUUAUUUGAAAAAGUGAAACGCAAUUCGUUAGAACUACUAUCGAGAAAAAAAAGUAGCAGGAAAAAAAACUGUCAGAAUUAUGGCCAUUUCUAGAAAGCAUCUUUUUGGUAUUUUUUGUAGAUUUUGCGAUGAACACUCUCCAAGGCAAACCACUUAACUCAUUAACCUGUUCUAAUCCAUCUAGUGGUGUAAUAUUCUCAUAAAUAUUACUGUGGUAUUAGAAAAAACAUUCCGAUGAAUCUUGUUAGGGCGUAAUGUAGCUUAAUCUAUAAAUUGAAACAGAUUUUAGCAAAAUUUUGCUUUAUCACUCUAAAUGAUAAUUUUAAUUUUUAAGCGCACUUUACCUUAUAUUUCCGGAACCGAAAGUUGCAUUCUGAUGAAAUUCAAUUGAACUGUUGUAAACAAUUUUAACAAUUGAAAUAAAUUCUCAAGCUCUAAAUAUUGAAAUGCCGAAUUAGAUCGACAACACGACAUUUUACUAAUUGCUCAGUAAUCCCCAUGCUUUUUUUCGAAUUUCGUUGAAGUACUAUUCUGAUUAGUCCCGGGUUUGCGGUUCAGGGCCCUGGUCCUACAAGCUAGUUGUCGUAUAUUCGAGUCUCGAUCUGGAAGGAUUCUUAGUGUCAACAGAAUCAUAGUACUAGUACUAGCCAUGCAAUGACUCUGUACGUUAUGAAUCGGCUGCGAAGUCUGUUUAAACACAAGCCAAAUUCCACAAAAGGAAUGUAAUGCCAGGACUUUGUUUUGAAGUACUAUUCUGAUACCUUGGUAAAGCGAGUGGUUUCACCGAAGUUCGACAAAAUAUUACACUGAACUUGUCAGUAAAGAACACAUAUACCGAGAUCAGCAGAUCCGUUUGCAGUGAUUCCGAACAGUAAGUU
This is a messenger RNA of Malaya genurostris, 3498 nucleotides long. It is a transcript of the gene Six4, whose product is annotated as homeobox protein six1b. The record is from RefSeq and is a predicted model, not a curated record. NCBI's taxonomy places the organism in Eukaryota, Metazoa, Arthropoda, Insecta, Diptera, Culicidae. The transcript is spliced from 4 exons. Gene Ontology annotation, cellular component: transcription regulator complex; nucleus. Gene Ontology annotation, molecular function: DNA-binding transcription factor activity, RNA polymerase II-specific; RNA polymerase II cis-regulatory region sequence-specific DNA binding. Gene Ontology annotation, biological process: regulation of transcription by RNA polymerase II. Bases 246 to 1283 code for a protein of 345 amino acids.